AUGGCCACCGUGGAUGUCUCGGAGCACAGCCUCCUCUCACAAUUGAUUCCCCAUCUCGACCGCCAUCUCGUCUUCCCGCUGCUCAACUUUGAGGAGGAACAGACGCCCGAAGAGCAGGACACGACCCACAUCACCAAGCUGAAAUAUGCGCUGCUCAAGGAGACCAACAUGCACGAUUUCGUCGGAGAUCUUUACGCGGAUUUGAAUYCGCUCGAUGAGCGCCCAGCAGAAUACGYGGCCAAGCGCGAGGAAGUGCUGGAGAGACGGCGCAUCUUCGAGGAGGAGACGGAGAAGAUCCAGGGUCUGCUGGCCAGCGAGGAUGUCAUCACCAACCUGCGUAGUGACAAGAACAGCAACAUGAACUACUUGAAGGAGAACCACGGAGUCACCCCACAAAUGGUCGACCAGCUGUACGACUUCGGCCAGUUCCAGUACGCAUGUGGUGACUAUGGCUCAGCCGCCGAGCUUCUCUACCAGUUCCGUAUCCUUUCCACCGACAACGACAAGGUCAACGCCGCGACGUGGGGAAAGCUGGCCUGUGACAUCUUGACCGUUAACUGGGAGAGCGCAAUGGAGGAGGUGAUGAAGAUCAAGGAAAGCAUCGACACACGUCUCUUCAACAACCCACUCGCCCAGCUGCAGCACCGCACUUGGUUGGUCACCUGGUCACUCUUCCCCUUCUUCAACCAUGAGCCGGCGCGCGAGGCUCUCACCGAACUCUUCUUCUCCCCCGCAUACAUCAACACCAUCCAGACUUCAUGCCCGUGGAUCCUGCGCUACCUCUGCGCAGCCGUCAUCACCAACCGUAACCGGCCCGGCAGCAAGAGCAACUUCAUCUAUGGCAACUACCAGAAGCAGCUGAAGGAUCUCGUUCGUAUCGUCAGGCAGGAGCAGUACGAGUACAACGACCCCGUAACCUCAUUCGUCAAGGCGCUCUAUGUCGAUUUCGACUUUGAGGAGUCGCAGAAGCGUCUGUUGGAGUCAGAGGAGAUCUUAAAGGCCGACUUCUUUUUGGCCGCUGCUUCAGAGACCUUCACCGAUGCUGCGAGACAUUUGAUUUCGGAGAGCUACUGCAAGAUUCACCAACGGAUUGAUAUCAAGGACCUCUCCACCCGCCUCGGCCUCUCGCACGAUGAGGGUGAGAAGUGGAUUGUCAACCUUAUCCGUGACACACGCGUCGACGCCAAGAUUGACUACAAGGCCGGUACUGUGGUCAUGAACCACCCGCCCGUCAGCGUUUAUCAGCAGGUCAUUGAGCGCACCAAGGGCGGCUUCUUCCGGACACAGGUGUUGAGUGCUGCUGUUGCUCGAUAA
This is a messenger RNA of Ramularia collo-cygni, 1314 nucleotides long. Its product is annotated as probable Eukaryotic translation initiation factor 3 subunit E. The transcript has 2 exons. Gene Ontology annotation, biological process: translational initiation. Gene Ontology annotation, cellular component: nucleus; cytoplasm; eukaryotic translation initiation factor 3 complex. NCBI's taxonomy places the organism in Eukaryota, Fungi, Ascomycota, Dothideomycetes, Mycosphaerellales, Mycosphaerellaceae. The record is from RefSeq and is a predicted model, not a curated record. Bases 1 to 1314 code for a protein of 437 amino acids. Gene Ontology annotation, molecular function: translation initiation factor activity.